AUGGAGUGGCUUCAAGUUUUUGGAGUCUUUGGAUUUUUUGCGAUUUACAGUGGAGCCCAAACUUUGGAAAGUCCCAGUCACAGUCCCUCAUACCUGAUAUCAGUUUCUAAAGUCUUACGACCUGGUAUCCCGACCACAUUAUCAGUCACCAACCUGAAAGCUUCUGCAGUUCUGGUCAUCUCUGAGAUUAUACAUGGCAACACCAGUGUUGUCAGAACAAAGAGUACCAUUGAAGGAGGCUCCACGGAAAUGCAAGUGCUGUCUGCUGUCCCUGAAAAUGAUAUGAGCUACUGGUAUCCAUAUGAGCUGCUGGUGAAAGGCUACGUGGGAAAUCAGAUGGUGUUCACCAACACAACAUUCCUGCGCUUUAGUCCCAAAAGUGUGUCCAUUCUCAUUCAGACGGACAAGCCAAACUACAAGCCGGGGCAGGCGGUGAAGAUCCGGGCGGUGAUAAUUCAGCCCGACAGCAAACCUCACGAGGGCCAGAUGGACCUGGUCAUCAGGGACCCGAGGGGAAACAUGAUACGGCAGUGGAUGUCACUGGACAGUGUUCUGGGUGUUGUAUCAAAAGAGUUUCAGCUCUCUGAAAACCCGCCUCUUGGUAUGUGGACGAUUGUUUCCACAGUAAAUGAAGUUGUACAGGAAAAACAAUUCAAUGUCGAUUACUACGUGCUGCCAAAGUUUGAAGUUCUUGUUCAGGCACCUUCUAUUCUUCACUAUGAGGAGACACUGAGAGGCACUGUUACUGCACGAUAUUUCUAUGGGAAGUCAGUGUCUGGACAUGUCAAACUGACAUAUGUCCAUUGUUUCCAUGGCAUUGAUGUCCAUUAUGAAGACAGCAAAAUGAUUUAUGGCUCAACUGAUUUCAUCUUUGAUGUGCCUGAGUUAUUUAAUGAUAUAUACGAACGAUCAGUGGAUCAGAUGUAUCAGUAUUAUGCAGGAUAUAUGGACAGUGAAUAUGUAGACAUCAUAGCAUCUGUCACAGAGUCUUUGACAGGCCUAACAUACAACAGCAGCAUCAGGGUGUCGGUGGUUAAGUGUAAAUAUAAUCUUGAAUUUCGUCAAUAUCCCUCCGUCAUAAAGCCGUCUUUGAACUUUUCAGCUGAGGUGAGAGUUGCUUCGUACAAUGGGCAGCCCCUGACCGCGGCCGACCAGAUGAAGAGCGUGUCUCUGUCAGUGAGCCAGCACAGACGCAGCCCGUGGAGUUGGAAGUGGGAUGAGGAGGGUGCUUUGCAACCCCGCAUGCACAACUCCUCUACGACGGACGCUUCGAUGUCCCUCACGAAUAUGCGUCCCUUUCCUGCCAUGAACGAUGAGAUUCCAGUCCAGGAAUUAGUGCUGCCAGUCCCUGCUAACGGAGUCGUUCCUUUCCACAUUCAGUUAUCAGAAAAUGUGGCUACGCUCAGUAUUGAAGCCCAUUUUGAAGAUAGUAGUGAGAGGCUUCAACUGUACAGCAGCUACUCAUCACCAAGUCAGUCUUAUAUUCAACUCAACUACACCAGCACUCCCCAGGUUGGACACCCUUUGCAUUUGACUGUAGAGAGCAGUUUCUUACUAACCGAGUUUCACUACUUGGUGAUGUCACGAGGUCAAGUGGUAGCUGCAGGGACUAUGAGAUCCACUUCCUUCACACUGACUCCAGAUCAGUCCUGGGUUCCUAAGUCCUGCGUGCUGGUGUACUGUGUUCGACCUGACGGGGAGAUUAUCAACGACGCGUUGCACAUCCCCUUCACACAAGCCCUGAGAAACCAUGUGUCUUUAAGCUGGAGCCAUGGGACAGCGCAGCCGGCGGAUGGCGUGUCUCUGUCUGUGUCUGUGUCUGAACCCGGCUCUCUGGUGGGAAUAAUGGUGGUGGACAAAGCCACAAAAUCGUCGGGGACGGACAACGACAUCACAGAGAAAAGGGUGAUUGAAGAGCUGGUGGAAUACAGUGAAUAUAUGAGCCACCCUGUCCCAGAUGGAAUGAGGAUGGGAGAUCCAUAUUCCAUAUUCACGGAAUGCAAUCUCAUGGUGCUGACAGAUGCCAGACUGAACAUAGAGGAAAAUCUGUUGGCCCCUGAAUUUCGGGAGGGAGUCGAGAUCACACAGUAUGAGGGCUAUUCAAACCAGGAACCACAUGAGCGCAAGAAUUUUCCAGAAACAUGGCUGUGGCUGAACCUUAAUAUGGGCAGCUCAAAUACUACAGUUCUCCCUCUGAUGGUUCCAGACAGCAUGACAUCCUGGGUAGCUACUGCUUUUGUCAUGUCUGAGAACCUGGGUUUAGGCGUGAGUGCUCCAGCAGAGCUCACCGUGUUCCAAGACUUUUUCCUGUCCUUAAAUCUUCCUGCAUAUAUCAUCCGAGGAGAACUGCUUCUGCUGGAGAUCAUUCUAUUCAACUACAUGGAAGAGGACCUAGAGGUCAUGGUGAUUGUUGGCGAGAGUGAGAUGUUUGAGUUUGUGUCCUCUGAGAGCGAGGCGAUAUCCAUGGCUAGCACACAGAGGGUCUCUGUUUGGAGUCAGAACGGUACCUCCGUGCUCUUCCCCAUCAGAGCGACAGAGCUGGGAGAAAUGCCCAUCUCUGUCAGAGCCAUUUCCUCCUAUGGCUCGGACGUCGUCCGAGGGUCAAUACUGGUCAAGCCAGAAGGAAUUGAGCAGACUUUCACGAAAACUCUGUUCCUGGAGUUUGCACCGACACAGAGCCUUCUGACCGAAGAGAUUCUGUUCACCUUCCCUGCAGAUGUGGUUCCCGGCAGCCAGCGAGCUGAAGUAACCGCCAUUGGCGACAUUCUCGGACCAUCCAUCACCGGGCUGGAGUCUCUCAUUCAGAUGCCAUAUGGAUGUGGUGAACAGAACAUGAUCCAUUUUGCUCCCAAUAUUUACAUUCUGCGCUACCUCACCAGCACUGGACAAGCUACCGAGGAGAUACGGAACAAGGCUGUCACGUACAUGAUGGAAGGCUAUGAGCGUGAGCUGUCCUACCAGAGGUUGGAUGGCUCAUUUAGUGCAUUUGGAGAUGAUGAUUUAUCUGGCAGCACUUGGUUGUCAGCGUUCGUGCUCAGGUGUUUCCUGCAGGCACGGCAAUUCGUCUCCAUUGACCCGACAGUUAUAGCCAGGACGGCAAGUUGGCUGAGCGCCCAGCAGGAACCUGGCGGGACCUUUCUGGAACCGGGCAGGGUCAUCCACUCAGAGCUACAGGGAGGUCUGGACGGGCCGGUCUCUCUCACUGCCUAUGUCCUUAUGGCCCUGCUUGAAGAUGCAACCUACAGGAGUAUGUAUGCGAGCCAGGUGUCAGCCGCACUCAGUUACCUGCAAACCAGGCUUGCCCAAGGCAUCUCUAGCAACUACAGCCUGAGCUUAGCAGGCUACGCCCUGUCUCUGGCUGACAGUGCCUCUGCACCCACGGCUGUGAAUCAGCUGCUCAGCAGAGCAGAGGAGCAGGAUGGGGUACCGCGAUGGAGUUCCUCAAAUGUGGGGUUGGCUGAUUCCUGGCAGCCUCGUUCAGCUGACGUCGAGAUGGCCGCCUAUGUCCUUCUUGCUCUGUAUAAACAGGGCAGGCCAGCAGAUGGCUUCACCCUCAUGAAAUGGCUUAGCCAGCAGAGAAACCACCUGGGUGGAUAUGGCUCCACACAAGACACAAUUGUUGCCCUGCAUGCACUGUCUUGGUACAGCUCCUUUGGUAGCUCGGACCUCCUAAACCUUGACAUACUGGUCAACGCACCUACAGGACCAGUCGCCUCCUUUACAAUCAACAGGACAAACUACCUGCUGCAACAGAGCCAAGAGAUCGAAGCAGACGGAGAGCUAAACAUUCAAGUCACCGCAAGGGGUCGAGGCUUCGCCCUCUUUCAGCUGGCAGCAUUUUACAAUGUGGAAAGUGAGGGGUUUUCAAGGAGACGCAGAGAUGCCCAUGAACAGGAGGCCUUUGAAUUGGAGAUAGAUGUUACAGACAGAGACAUGUACAAUAUUUAUCUUCAUAUAUGCACCAGGCUUUGGGAAAAUCAGGGUUUAAGUCAGACUGGCAUGGCUAUUCUGGAAGUUGGCUUACUCAGCGGCUUUGGCCUGGCGGAUUACGGAGUACCGACCGAUGAUGUGAUCAGGAGGGUGGAGACACCUCCAGGAAAAGUGAUUCUUUACUUAGAUUCAAUCACCACGACUGAAAUGUGUGUCGAAAUCCCAACCGUUUUGGAUUACAAGGUGGCAGGCCUGCAACACGCUUUAGUUACUGUCUAUGACUACUACGAACCUCGUCGGAGGACGAGCAGGUCCUACACGUCAGAGCAGAGGCGGGAUAUGUCCCCCUGUUCGUUGUGCGGUGAAGACUGCAGUCAGUGCGGGGCAUUUGAGCAAUAUGUUCCAGUGUAUUUCAGCGGCGUGCCUCCAACUCAUCAGUGCCACCAUGUGAUCUAUUUCUCCAUUUGUGGUACCAUGCCAUCAGUGAACAACAUGCCACUGAAUGAUCUAAGAGCUCCUGGGCUAGGAGAGGAGACUCCAGUAAAAUACGAGUCCUUAGAAUUCAUGGCGAUGGUCGGUGGUGGGGUUAAAGUCAAAGAGAAGAGGGCCUAA
This is a messenger RNA of Chanos chanos (milkfish), 4542 nucleotides long. It is a transcript of the gene cd109, whose product is annotated as CD109 molecule. NCBI's taxonomy places the organism in Eukaryota, Metazoa, Chordata, Actinopteri, Gonorynchiformes, Chanidae. The coding region runs from base 1 to 4542 and encodes 1513 amino acids. Gene Ontology annotation, cellular component: extracellular region. Gene Ontology annotation, molecular function: endopeptidase inhibitor activity. The record is from RefSeq and is a predicted model, not a curated record. The transcript has 35 exons.